Fusarium tjaetaba is the source of this 1512-nucleotide messenger RNA. Its product is annotated as heat shock factor (HSF)-type DNA-binding protein. The record is from RefSeq and is a predicted model, not a curated record. The transcript is spliced from 4 exons. NCBI's taxonomy places the organism in Eukaryota, Fungi, Ascomycota, Sordariomycetes, Hypocreales, Nectriaceae. The coding region runs from base 1 to 1512 and encodes 503 amino acids.
AUGCCCGCGAUCUCAAACCCAGACAUCUGGCUCGCUGCCGAAAAUGUUAUCAGGCUUAAUUCACAGCGCCACCAUAUCCCUUUUGAGAUUGGCGUUCCCAUCAGCUGGCCAUCGCAGUGGUGCAUGCAAACAGGAGGCAUCGUCUUAGCUGCAAAUAACACCACGCUGAGCACAGUCCAAAGCCUGAGCCGGUCAUGCAUUAAUGGCUUCCAGUAUCUUUUGUCAGGCCUCAGAGAGACCGCACCUCGUUUCCUCCAGCAGAUGCCUCCCUCGACAAUAGAAAUACAGCUUGGGAAAUUCAGAAUCUGGCGUGGAAAUCCUGGUGCUUUGCAGACGGGCUAUUCCUCGCUUGAUUAUAGGCUGAGAAAGUCCGCUCUGAUGCACAAUAAUAUCUCGCAACUUCUCCAGCAGCUUGGUAUAGCAUUGGAAGAGUCUACUGCUGUCGUAUCAGGAGAAAGGCCUCCGUUCGAUGAGGAGUCCAUCCCAUCAGAUAUCAGCGAAGAAUCCGAUGAUGACACAAGCCACGGGAACUUUCCAUCAACAGAGCUAUCUAUGAAGGUUACAAGUAUUACUGAAAUACUUAACAACCUAUACCGAUUAUCCUCCAAAAUUCGUAACUCUGGUCUGCGCCCCAGCUCAACCAGGGCCAGCCUGGUCCAAGAGGUGGACAACGAGACAGGGAUCGAUCUCUUCCAUACGCUUCAUGAGUUUGACUCAAAGCACCUGAUUGAACUUCUCACAGCAAUGCGUCAAGGAAGGGGUAGAGACGAUGGACCUUCUGAUUUCCUUCCCGAAAGACUCGCAACAUCUAAUGUCUUACGUCGAAAGCAAUUUAGAUACUGGGAAAGGCAUGCCAGAAAGCUUGGUGUUCAGCUUAUCCCUGUGACCUUGACAGCUGGUAGAGAAAGGCCCUCAGCAUCAGAGGCUCCAGAAGAUGCAGGACUUCGACAAGGGCGGCGGCUUGAGCUUCCUUACUCGGUCGAGGAACAGAGUCACCUCUGGGGGACUAAUGCGACACCGUAUGACCCCGCCCUAGAUGAUAGAACAGAGAGACAAACCAUACUAUCACUGGCAUCGACUGCUCUCGGCGCCGACGGAAAGGGAAUUGAGGUCCCCAACCCCCCCAAGGAGGCACUGAAUGGGGACUCGUUUACCUGCCCUUGUUGUUGGGUUGUUUGCCCCCCAAAGGAAGGGAGAGGGAAGACCUGGAAGUCGCAUGUCCUCCAUGAUCUGAGACCUUAUGUAUGCACGAAUGAAGCAUGCAACUCGGCCAACGAUCUUUAUCAGUCAAGGAAAGCAUGGGUGGAUCAUGAAGAAGCUGUGCAUCGACCCGGUUGGCGAUGCCGCGAUCACCCCGAUGCUUUAUAUGUGACACCUGCUAGUUUUCAGAGCCAUCUGUUACGAGAGCAUGAUAGAGGUCUCUCAGUCGAACAACUCGAGGACCCAACUAAUGUCUCUAAAUUGGCGCUCGUCGAUGACCGUGAUGUUUGCCCUAUUUGCUUCGAAGAAUAG